Molecule: messenger RNA, 3597 nt
Organism: Cuscuta europaea
Lineage: Eukaryota; Viridiplantae; Streptophyta; Magnoliopsida; Solanales; Convolvulaceae
Source: the annotation of a GenBank genome assembly
AGGUAUUUAUUUUUAUAUAUAAGGGGAGGAAGGUAAGAAAGUGCAUAAAGCCAAGAAUCUGUGUAUUCCCGUUCAUGCCAGUUUGAACAAUACCUUCUCCCGAUUGGGACACCCAAAACUCCACAUACACUAUCUCACAGAUCAUCUCUUACCCCAUCACCAACUACCACUGUUCUUCUUCCCAAAUCAACGCGACCCAGAGCUUAAUCCGCUGAUUUCCGGUUCCCAAUCGGUACGCGCUCGAAUCUGUUCGUACGUCUCAUUGUAUAGCUCGUUAAUUGCAGGUUUCCUGUGAGUAUAAUGCAGAUGAACGGGCAGGGGUGGACGUAAAUCCCAUGUCUCUUGCGCCGUCUCUCUUACAUGCACCGCCGCUUGAGUAGCCCGACGUCCUCCGAGAGGUUUCUAGGAUAAAGGCGAGAGCGCGCUGGCAGAGAGGCAAUACCGGAAGGAGCUGAGGGAUAUGCCGAAUCUAGUGGUGAAGGUGAGGAGAGAGGCAAUUGCGGCAUGCAUGACAUGCCCUCUUUGCAAUAAGCUCUUCAGAGAUGCCACUACUAUCUCCGAAUGCCUUCAUACGUUUUGCAGGAAAUGCAUUUACAAGAAGCUUCAGGAUGAGGAGACGGAAUGUUGCCCAAUAUGUAACAUUGAUUUAGGAUGUGUCCCAGUGGAGAAACUGAGAGCGGAUCAUAAUUUGCAAGAUGUGAGGGCAAAGAUCUUCCCUUACAAGAGGCAAAAAGUGAACAAGACACCUGAAAUUGAAAUUGUUGUACCAUCAGUUACAACAAUGCCAACAGCUAGGAGAAAGGAGAGAUCACUUUCUUCAUUAGUGGUGAGCACACCUAGAGUUUCUUCUACUAAAAGUGGGGGGAUGACAGGAAGAAGGUCGAAAUCCAUAGCACGAAAACCAAUGCGAGGUGGUUCCAGUUUUUACAUUGAGAAGCCUACGAAGAAUGAGGAAAAUUCAACAGAAGAUCGGCUUGCUGAGAGCUCUAAGAGCUCACCGGAGACUCUGAACAAGUUCACCAAUAAUAUAAGACUGAAUAAUUCUUCUUCUCAUGCUGAACCAUCAGACCAACCAAAGGCUGAUAGAGGAGGAACACAGUAUGCAGGGAAAGAAGAUUUGUGGAAACCUCUAUCUUGCCUGGUUGAAGCUGCGAACAGGACCAAGCCUUCGAUGUCUAGUUCUUCUCAAGGUUAUGUCAAUGGAGAACCUGUACUUCUUGCUGACAAUGAGGAUCAUACCCGAAAAAUCAAAGAUAAUGGAUACAAAUUAAAUGCUGAAGAAAACAACACUUACGGCAAUCAUGCUCAGCCAGAAUCAGAAAAACCGAAAAAGACGCGAAGAGUUCGAAAGAAAGAUUUAAGUUUUGGAGACUUUGGUGUUUCACCACAAGCUGUAGUUGAUGCAACAACUGCGUUAUAUGAAAGAAGCGCUAAACCAAUCUGGUUUUCGCUAGUGGCUACUGCAAACCAGGAAGGAGAAACACCCUUGCCCCAGAUUUCUGCUUGCUACUUGAGAAUAAAGUGAGUGCUCUUGAUCUAAUACGCUUUCCUCCCUUUUUCUCGAGAAAGUAUAAUAUUCUGUUUCUGCGGAUUCUCCCCUGCUUUUUAUCCUUUGUUUUAUUUUUCAAAUUUACACCAUACAAGCGGUCUGCAGAUGGAGUAGAGAAGCAGAACAUGCACUUGUAUAAUCUAUCCAAUCUGCCAAAUACAUUCAUAGUUUAUUGUAUUUGUAUCGUUAUAUGUUUCCUCAACCUCCUAGGGAUAGAGGAAUCUCACCUUCCCCAACACUCAAGUAGGACAUACUGGGCAUGUUUGGUUGGGACUUCGGCCUAUAUGUUUACUUGGUGUUGAUAGAUGCCUCUGAUGUGACGUCUCCAAAGUUGCAAAACUCAGAAACUUUCCCUGAUUGCUUGGAGUUGUAUUCCAUAAAAAAUACGUGUUCUCUUAAAAAAAAUAGUUUGCAAAGCUGAAUGAUGUGAAAUAAAAUAUUAUCUAUUUGACUUUUAUUGAUGCUGGUUCACCUUCUUUUAUCACAUCUUCUUUUCUUCUUCAAAUAGAUAAAAGUUCCACUAUACACUUCUCAACCUUAGCUAAUAUGUAGAAGGCUUUGAGUAAUAAGAUUAAAUUAAUGUGUACAACAUUGUGCAAUGUUUGCAAUUUGUGGUCCAAAACUGAUGCCUUACAGUCUCCCUCCCCAACUGAAAGGAUAUCAAUCCCAACUGUGAUUUUAUUGAUGUGGAAGUUCCUGUAUUAUUAUAUUGCAAUCAUAUAGUUGUAAUGUACUAUAAUCGCUGAUGGAUGGGAGCAUUCCAGUCUCUUAUAUCCAAAAGUAUUUGAUGAGGAAGUUAGAUCUGAAGAGUGAGGAUGAGAUUGAGAUUAGAUGUAUGGGACAAUCAAUAGCCCCAACAUUACAGCUCAAUAACUUGGUUGAUUUGUGGCUUCAAAUGGCCAAUCCUGAAAAAGUAUCAGCCACAAUCGGCUCAUCCGGCAAGGAUUUCGUGAUGGUUUUAGCAUAUUGUCGUCGUCCGGUUCAACCCCUGUUCUAAAUACUGCUCAUUCUAAAGUUUGUUGCAGUUCUAUGUACGAGUAUUGUUAUAUUAUUAUAUAUCAUGAUUCUAAGCAAUAAUGUUAGCCAUUGGGAGAUACAUUUAUGAUUAUCAUCAUGUUCUUAUAUGCAUUCUCAUUCCAGAUUACAAUUUAGAACUGGGAUGAAUCAAGUAACUUGCAGAUCAAAAUGCCACUCUUCUAUUCAAAACCACAUUCUUGUGGAUGUAUAUAUCUUCACAACAGUUCACACAUACAAAAAAGAAGUGCUUACAGUUACAGAUUCGUUACUCCACUCAUUGGAGAUCCAUUUUUAGGAUACACACGAAGAACAUCACUGGAACCCCCACCAGGAAAAGAGAGCAAUCCGCUCUCCGCUGCUUCAUCUUCGCCGAGAAACAAAUCAUCAUUGGCUCUGAACGCCGCGUGCAACGCAACAACCGCCGCUCCAAUCAGAAGAGAUAGAAGAAGAUUCAGCCAAACGUGAGUCAGUACCAAGCACACCACCGUCACAAGGCUCAAAGCACCCAGUACGACCCUAUCGUCAACCGUGCGGUGGAAGAUGACCAGCUGCGCGUCGCGAAAGAAGUAGAGUAAAAACCAAGCGACGAAGACGAGUAAGAAGACUAUCAUCGACAUUGGGCGCCAUAGGAGGCUGAGGAAGAGUAUGAGGAGCAUUACGAGGGCGUAGUUCACGCGAAAGUAAUUGAGUUUCCGACGGAGCCGAGAAGUUAGGUCGGCGAAAGAAGACGGAAAGGAAUACGAUGAUCGGUGGGCGAAGAGCUCGCGCCAUGGCCGUAGCGGUGCGAAGGACGUAAAGUCGGCGCGGCCAGGGAUUUCGGCCGCCGCCGACCUCGACAUGAAAGCUUCGUAAUUAUAAGUACUACGCAUUUUAUUGUAGUUUCACACUAGAUUUGGGAGGAAGAAGGAACGCAGACCUGAAACCCUAGGCCCGGCGGAGACUCGGAAAAGAACAGAAAAGAAACCCCCACUUUAAUCGACUUGGGUUCUUCAAAGUUAAAAAUGACACCUGCUUUAGUCCACGCAUUUUUC